Tripterygium wilfordii is the source of this 1435-nucleotide messenger RNA. RefSeq names its product cytochrome P450 93A2-like. Gene Ontology annotation, molecular function: iron ion binding; oxidoreductase activity, acting on paired donors, with incorporation or reduction of molecular oxygen, NAD(P)H as one donor, and incorporation of one atom of oxygen; heme binding. Gene Ontology annotation, cellular component: membrane. Bases 142 to 1110 code for a protein of 322 amino acids. The transcript has 3 exons. Lineage: Eukaryota; Viridiplantae; Streptophyta; Magnoliopsida; Celastrales; Celastraceae. The record is from RefSeq and is a predicted model, not a curated record.
AAUCAUGAAGGAACAUGAAGACAAGGCUACUAAGGGUUUUCAAGAAGAGAAAAAGAUUAUUGCUUGAGACUUCUCGAGACCCAAUAGCCGAAUUGAAGCUAUCUAGAAAGGACAUCAAAUCUGUCUUGCAAUCUUUUGAGGAUGGCACUGAGCACGACAUGUUCGGAGAAAGUCAAUGAGGCUGAGGAGGUUAGAGAAAUUGUCCAUAAAUGUAUGACGCUUGCAGGGAGAUUAUUGACAUAUGGAGAUGUUUUGGGUCCUCUCAAGGUGUUUGAUUUCACUGGUACUACGAAGAAGCUUUUUGGAGCUCUGAAUAAGUAUGAUCAGCUGGUGGAGAGAAUCAUCAAGGAACAUGAAGAUAAGGCUAAAAAGGGGUUUCAAGAAGACAGGAAAGAUUUGCUGGACAUUUUGCUGGAGACGUAUGCAGACCCAACAGCUGAAGUAAAGUUAUCCAGAAAGAACAUCAAAUCUUUCUUGCUUGAUUUGUUCGUUGCUGCGACUGACACAUCAUCAUCCACAAUGCAAUGGGCCAUGGGAGAGCUCAUCAACAACCCAGAAGCGUUCAAGAAGCUUAGAGAUGAGAUCAACAUGAUCAUAGGACCACACAGGCUAGUAAAAGAAUCAGACGUCCAAAACCUUCCUUACCUCCAAGCAGUCAUAAAAGAAACUUUAAGACUCCAUCCAGCAGUACCGUUACUUCAAAGAGCAUGCACCGAAGAUUGCAGAGUGAAUGGCUUCCUGGUCAAGGCUAAGACUCGGGUGUUGGUUAAUGUUUUUGCUCUAAUGAGAGACCCUGAAUCUUAUACCAAUCCGGAUGAGUUCAUGCCAGAGCGAUUCCUGGAGGGCUCAGAUGAGAAAAUUGGAGAGCAUCAGAUGGAAUACAAGGGUCAAAAUUUCCGGUAUCUGCCAUUUGGGAGUGGACGGAGAGGAUGUCCUGGAUCAUCACUAGCGAUGCUAAUCAUGCAUGCUGUGGUUGGAUCCUUGGUUCAAUGUUUUGAUUGGAAAGUCAAGGAAGGAGACAAUAUUGAUUUAAGCAUAGGAUCAGGAUUUUCAGCAGAAAUGGCUAGACCCCUUGUGUGUUACCCCAGUGAGCAUGAAUAUCCUAAAUAAAUUCAAGCGUGAAACCAACAUAAAUAAUUGGGACAAACAACAAAUAAUCUUAAAAGUAUCUUAAAGUGUGCAAGUGUUGGGGCUUGUAAGGCCCUUCCUGUUCUAAGUGUAUGUAAUGUGCAUUGCCAAUGCAGUCUACAAGCUGCGUUUGUAUGCCAAUACUGCUUUUGUUUAUGUUUAAUUGUUCUUUCUUGGUCAAAGUUCACUUAUCAGCUUUGAACAAGUUAUAUAUUUUAAUGUUAUUAGUAUGUGAGGCUUAAUAGCCAUAGCCAUUCGAUGUCACAAGUUGAUGAUGAUAUGCUCUCUGUUUUGCCUUGUUCAACUA